Molecule: messenger RNA, 2460 nt
Organism: Monoraphidium neglectum
Lineage: Eukaryota; Viridiplantae; Chlorophyta; Chlorophyceae; Sphaeropleales; Selenastraceae
Exons: 19
Coding region: 1-2460 (819 amino acids)
Source: RefSeq, a predicted model, not a curated record
AUGAUCAAAUACAUCGAGCAGGGCAUCUCGGAAUCAUUGAUUGUGCCUGUUGAUAUAGAGGUGUUCCUGAUAGGGUUCGACGGCGAUGGCGGAUAUGCGUACAAGCAGGACGCCUCCCAGCUGCUGAGCCUGCUCAACGCGGGCGCUUCGCGCGCGUGCCCCCACUCCCUCGAGAGCGGGGAGGAGCUGGGUGUCUGCUUCCAGAUGAACUUCCAGGUCCUCGGGGCCGACGCACUGGGGCCAGAGGCUGGGGCACUCUUGGGGCGCAUUGAGGAGCACCUGAGACACAACAUGAAGGACAUCGCACAGCCGUGGAUGCUGCAGGGAGAUGCAUUUGGUGGUCAGGGCCAGGGUGGCGACCGCACAGUGGAGUACUCAGUGGAUGCGGCAGGGCUGGAGCCCCUGUUUGACGCUUUCAUGGAGUAUGCCUACGGCCGCGGGGAGAAGAACGAGAAGGGCCACAGUUGGCACAAUCAGAACCCGAUUUUCAUCAUCAAUCCGAGCAAGGUGCGUGCCAACCCAGUGGGCGCCCCUGAAGCCGCAAGCCACCACGUGCCGGACUUCCUGGCACAGUGGCGCAGUCACACCUUCAGCCCCGCUGAUCUGGACAAGGAGGAGGCGGGCCUGGUGUACCGCUACAGUUACAACGGCCUGGGGGAGGCCACCACAUGGCUGUCGUCCCGUAACUACGUGGUGGUUGACGUGGCGGCCGGCCCCACCAGCUACGGCCCCGCCGCCAGCAGCGAGGGCGCCGUCGGGGCCGGGGCGCUGCCGGCGCUCAGGGACGUCUACCGCGCCAUCAUGAGGGACCUCAACGCCUCCGGGCCAUCCAUCAGCGCCCAGGACCACGCACAGGCACGCCACACCCCCCUUUGCCCCUUGUUCCUGCCUUGCCCCACCUUUCAGUGUGCCCCCUGUGCUGUUGUUGCGCGCCAUGCACAGAAGGCGCUAUUCGAGGGGGCCCUGGCGUCCGCGGUGGCCGCGGGGGCGCGGUCGCUGUUUGUGCCCGACAUGGCGACAGAGCACAUCGAGUAUGCAAAGAACAUCCUGAUCCCUGUCGUCCUGCUGACUGAUUACGAACUGACUGAUGAUGACUACGAAAAGCACAUGACACAGGAGGACUUCAUGCACAUCAACCUGACACACAUCGAGGCUGCCGUGGCGCGCCUGAUCGACCAGCAGCAGGAGGCGGUGGUGGUGAGCGCCCACCACCCCCUCAGCCGCCACAAGGCCAUUGCAGCCGCGCUCUGGAAGGCGCGGCGCCUGAGGGCGGAGCCGGCGCUGGAGCAUGAGGCGGGCAAAGCCUCGCGUGUGGGCCACCACACCGUGUCCCACACUGCGGUGGACCCAGAGUCCCUGCUGGAGGAGAUUGCGCUCGCCGCCGACACCCUGACUCACGGCCUCGUGGGCGCCGCCCAUGCCAUGUCAAAGGAGGGGGCCCACCCGCUGGAGCAGCUGCGCCACGACGGGACCAGGGUGGUGCCGGUGUUUGUCAUAUCGCUUAUGAAGGCGCCGGAGGACGUCAUGUUCAGUAACAAGGAGAUGGUGGCGGCCAGCCAUGACGCCGUUCUGGUGCUGCAGCCGAGGAACAGCGCCCAAUGGGGUGGCGAGAGGGACGACGUCUCCACUGGGCAUGUGGCCAACGGCAGGAGGAUCACGGCUGACGGCCACGACGUGACGCACCACGUGGUGGCCGGCCUCGCGCAGGCGCUGGCCGGCGUCCUCCCGCCCUACUCGCGCCCGCGCGCCCACGCCGGCCCCGCCCUCCAAGACUGGCGCUGGGCCGUCGGCGCCACGCCCUUUGGCCCCUACUCGAACUACUCGGACGUGUCGGAGCUCAUGCAGAACGCGGCGCGCCGCAACCUCCUGCUGUCCCACGUGUCUGCGGCUCUGAGGGCGACGCAGCACCGCCUGGACGCCCUGGACGACUUUGUGGCGGACAACUUUGAGUCGCCGUGGGCGGCGGCGGGGGUGGGGCCGGGCGCGCUAGAGGGGCGCAAGCACUUUCUGGACACGGUGGCCAGCACGCGCCACGGCUUCCAGACCGCCAUCACCCCUGAUUCUGUUGCUGACCUGGAGGGCCGCAUGGGGGUGCUGACUCAGCACCUGGAGGCUUUGGCCAGUGACCUGUAUUCGCACGACUUUGCAUCCGCGGAUGAGACCAUACGGACCGCCAUGCUGCCAGCCGCGGCGCGGCUCUGUGAGGGUCUAGACGCGACCCUGGAGGAGGCCCGCACAGUCAUGGCCUGCUGCACCGCCCGCCACGGCAGCACGCUCGGGCGCGCGGCCGCGCUGCUCGCGGCCGCGGCGGUCGCAUUUGCCGUGGUGCUGGCGGCGGCGGUCUUGGCGGAGGUGGUGGUGCUGCGGCGGCGGCGGCUGAGCCACGCCCUGAUGCUGCCCACGUACGGCAUGUCGCAGUACAGCCGCCCCGCUAGCCGCCAGCACAGCUGGCAGGCGUGA